Molecule: messenger RNA, 387 nt
Organism: Aspergillus fumigatus Af293
Lineage: Eukaryota; Fungi; Ascomycota; Eurotiomycetes; Eurotiales; Aspergillaceae
Product: putative cytidine deaminase
Exons: 1
Coding region: 1-387 (128 amino acids)
Cellular component (GO): cytosol
Molecular function (GO): zinc ion binding; cytidine deaminase activity
Source: RefSeq, a predicted model, not a curated record
AUGCCCCUCACGCCCGAGGAAACCACCCUCGUCGACACCGCCACAUCAAUUAUAACCCGCAUCCCCGUCUCCGACACCCACAGCGUCGCCAGCGCCGCGCGAUCUACCGACGGACGGAUCUUCACCGGCGUCAACGUCUACCACUUUACCGGCGGACCCUGCGCCGAGCUCGUCGUCCUGGGGUCUGCGGCUGCCGCUGGCGCCACGCAUCUAACGCAUAUUGUUGCCGUCGGGAAUGAGAACCGAGGCGUCAUCAGCCCGUGCGGACGCUGUCGGCAGACGUUGAUUGAUUUGCAUCCUGGGAUUCAGGUGAUUGUGCUUGACCAGGGGGAGCCAAGGGCUGUGCGCGUGGAGGAGUUGCUGCCAUUUGCGUAUCUUGUGGAUUAA